Messenger RNA from Paramecium octaurelia, 1035 nucleotides. NCBI's taxonomy places the organism in Eukaryota, Ciliophora, Oligohymenophorea, Peniculida, Parameciidae. The record is from the annotation of a GenBank genome assembly.
AUGUAAUAAUAAUAAAAUGGAAGAUAUUAAGGAAAAUUUUGUUAUGAGUUACUAUCAGAAUUUACAAUCCAUCAAAAAUAGGCAUGCAAUGCUAUUACUUUCAAUCAAAAUAAAUAAUUAAUCUUAGUCUGUUUGGAUAAAAAUAUUAAAGUUUAUCAAUUUCAUGAUGGAUAUCUAAAAUUAAUAUAAAUACUAUCAAAAAGUCUAUAUACUAACACAGUCCUGAGUUUUUUUAAUAACCAUAGAAAGUCUUAAUUUUUAUCAGGUUCAUGCGAUAGUUUUAUAAAAGUUAGAUCAAUAACAUAAUUAAGAAAUCAAAAGUACAUUCAGAAGUUGGAUUCACACAAGAGAGGCAUUUGUUGUUUAGCUAUCAGUUAGGAUUAAAAUAUGUUUUUAUCUGGCUGUGUUGAUUAAACAAUUAAACUAUGGAGUUUCUUCUAAUAAAACUAACUUAGUUGCCAAUGGUCCUGUUAACAGACUAUUACAGAUCAUACUAAUGAUGUCUAUACUUUAGAUAUUAAUUCAAAAUAAAACAAAGCAGUAUCAUGUGGAUACGAUGAUACUAUAUUAAUUAUGGAAAUAAUAAAGGAAAUGGACACUUAUUAGUUAAUUUUGAAAUAAAAGAUUAAAUUAAUAAACUUUGGUUUUAGAAUCCUAUUCAUAAAUGAUUCAGAUUUCAUUUUUCAAACCUAUUGUGGAAAAUUUCUUUAAUUGUUUCAAUAAGAUUAAAAUGAAAAAUACGUCCUAACAUAAUCACUACCUGUUUAGUGUAAAAGCUAGUCUUGUAAUAUAUUUUUCUAGCCCUAAUUUAUAAAGUCAAAAGGUUUUGUUGUCUGUAAAAAUAGUUAAAACCUUAAUUUUGUUUAUCAUAAUCCCAUAAAUAAUGAGCUUGUAUUAUUAUAUUCUAUUACAUUUGAUAAUUAUGAAUAGUAUGGAUCUUUAAGUGAGGAUGGCGAAUAUAUAAUCACUUGGAAUUAGAAAUUAGAACAAAUAGAAAUAAGAAAGUAUAGAUUAAUUGAUGACAAAAAUAAUUGA